AUGGGCAAGGAGGAAGGUUUCGCUCCUGGUAAGCAUACCUUGAUCUUCCCUUUCUUGCAGUGUCCUCGUUUCACUCUAAUUGGAACCUGCCAUCAUUCACUGCGAAACUGCGGCGUCUUCUCCUGGUAUCGCAAUCGUCGCAUCUCGUCGUCACAGUUCAAAAUUUUCUCAAACCGGUGUCUACCAUUCCCACGUGACGCUAAGAAGGGUGCCAAGCUCUUCCAGACCCGUUGCGCUCAGUGCCACACUGUCGAGUCUGGCGGUCCCCACAAGGUUGGCCCCAACCUCCACGGUCUCUUCGGCCGUAAGACCGGUUCCGCCGAGGGAUACGCCUACACCGACGCCAACAAGCAGGCCGGUGUUACCUGGGACGAGAACACUCUGUUCUCCUACCUUGAGAACCCCAAGAAGUUCAUCCCCGGUACCAAGAUGGCCUUCGGUGGUCUGAAGAAGGCCAAGGAAAGGAACGACCUGAUCACGUAUGUGUUUUUGUCGAAGACUCACUCUACCAUGGUUGGCAUUGCAGGCGCUAACUUUUUCUCUCCUACAGCUACCUCAAGGAGAACUGCUAAACAUGUUCGCCCUGAAAAGUCACUUGUCUCUUCAACCUUGUCUGGGAAACUUUGUCGCGCCGAUUCUCCUGUGGUAAAAGCAGAUGCGCGGCACGUUCACCGGACACGGCAUGUACUAUACUACAACCUUGAUUAA
Messenger RNA from Aspergillus fumigatus Af293, 708 nucleotides. It is a transcript of the gene cycA, whose product is annotated as cytochrome c. The transcript is spliced from 5 exons. Gene Ontology annotation, cellular component: mitochondrial intermembrane space. The coding region runs from base 1 to 708 and encodes 235 amino acids. The record is from RefSeq and is a predicted model, not a curated record. NCBI's taxonomy places the organism in Eukaryota, Fungi, Ascomycota, Eurotiomycetes, Eurotiales, Aspergillaceae. Gene Ontology annotation, biological process: mitochondrial electron transport, ubiquinol to cytochrome c; mitochondrial electron transport, cytochrome c to oxygen. Gene Ontology annotation, molecular function: electron transfer activity; heme binding.